UACAACCCCCAUUUCAGUCAUUCGAAUUUAAAUGCACAUACAUUGCUUACAAAAUUUCCAGUCUGAUAAUACUAAGAUGUUCCCACAAAAAAAUAAAGGUUUUGCCAAUGUUAGCGCAUUCGAUUGUAGAAGAGAUAAUACAAGAGAUAAGACAAAGAAACACAUAAGAAAUAAACGCGUGAAGAAAAAGAUUGAAGAAUUUACUCGGAGUAAAAGUAAAAAUGACGAAAAGAUUUUUCCUCCAAAAAGUCAAUCAGAAUGCCUGGAUUUUAAGCAUCCUCAAUUAGAAGAAUGCAAAGAACAAGAAAGAAAAUUAUUUACCACGUUCUCGAAAGAUCAAAAGUAUGAAAUAGACGAGAUUCAAAAGCCAAUCUUUCAAAAUCCUGCGGUAGAUAAAUAUCUGAAUGAGUCAAUGAAGAAAACAUUGAAUAGAUAUAAGAAUCACGAUGACAAAUGGAAAGAUUUAAUUGAAUGAAACGUUAAAAAGAAAAUUGA
Mycetomoellerius zeteki is the source of this 495-nucleotide messenger RNA. RefSeq lists its product as uncharacterized. The coding region runs from base 32 to 475 and encodes 147 amino acids. The transcript has a single exon. The record is from RefSeq and is a predicted model, not a curated record. NCBI's taxonomy places the organism in Eukaryota, Metazoa, Arthropoda, Insecta, Hymenoptera, Formicidae.